GCUGCGCCCAGCGGAGCCGCGGCCCGCGGGAAGGCGCUCAGGAAUGGAGCGCGGCGCCGAGUUCAGCAGGUGGAAGGCGCAGUGUCUGGGCAAGGCGGACCUCAGCCGGAAGGGCAGUGUGGACGAAGACGCGGUGGAGGUGGUGCGGCUCCUGAACGCGCAGGAGCAGUUCUUCACGACGAGCUCGUGCGCCGGUCGCGUGGUGCUGCUGGACGGGGGCAUGAAUGGCUUUGAAGUUCAAAAAAAACAGUGUUGCUGGCUACUGGUUACACAUAAACCUUGUGUUAAGGAUGAUGUGAUUGUAGCCCUGAAGAAGGCCAACGGUGAUGCCAUUUUGAAAUUUGAACCAUUUGUUCUUCAUGUGCAGUGUCGACAGUUGCAGGAUGCACAGAUUCUGCAUUCAGUGGCAAUUGAUGCUGGCUUCAGGAAUUCUGGCAUAACAGUGGGAAAGAGAGGGAAGAUUAUGCUGGCUGUCCGCAGUACACAUGGCUUAGAAGUUCCAUUAAGCCGUAAGGGAAAACUGAUGGUGACUCAGGAAUAUGUUGACUUCCUAAUAAAUAUAGCAAAUCAAAAAAUGGAGGAAAACAAAAAAAGAAUUGAAAGGUUUUACCGCUGUCUACAACAUGCUUUGGAAAGGGAAACUGUGACUAACUCAAGGACCAAUGUCACAGAACCAUCAGAUACUGACAAGAAAAAGAAAAUGCCAGAAAAAUCACCCAGCAAACGUAUUACUAAAGAAAAUGACAAAGAACUUGAAAAUCCCGAUGAUGAUGAUCCAGGAAUCAGUGUCACUAUCUUUCCUGAAGAUUACUGAGAUUUAUUUUGAAGUAUCUUGGUAGAAGAAAUGUUUCUAAUGGCUUUUAUAAAGUUACUCUUUGUAAGA
Ochotona princeps (American pika) is the source of this 883-nucleotide messenger RNA. It is a transcript of the gene TYW3, whose product is annotated as tRNA-yW synthesizing protein 3 homolog. Gene Ontology annotation, molecular function: tRNA methyltransferase activity. Lineage: Eukaryota; Metazoa; Chordata; Mammalia; Lagomorpha; Ochotonidae. Bases 44 to 814 code for a protein of 256 amino acids. Gene Ontology annotation, biological process: tRNA methylation. The record is from RefSeq and is a predicted model, not a curated record. Gene Ontology annotation, cellular component: cytoplasm. The transcript is spliced from 6 exons.